Peronospora belbahrii is the source of this 675-nucleotide messenger RNA. Lineage: Eukaryota; Oomycota; Peronosporomycetes; Peronosporales; Peronosporaceae. The record is from the annotation of a GenBank genome assembly.
AUGACGGGUAUGACAAGAGUAGUAAUCCUUCCAGGUGUUAAUAUUACGCAAAAGUAUCAAGAAUUAUUGCGUAAAUUAGAGACAAUGGGCGGUGAAAAGAUUGGACGACAUGUGGUACAUUGUCGUCUAUUUAAUCGCAAGACACUUUUAACUGGUUAUGGGAAUCAACGAAUGUUCAUGCUACGAAUGUCACAGAAUGAUGAUCUUGUGUAUGCUGUAAUAGCAAAUGAAAAGGCACAGGGUUUAGCAUCAAGUGAUAAUGGAAUUGAAGGAAUGAUGGAAAAUUGUUCACUCUUGGAAUGUGGAUUAGAUGGAGCGAAUAUCUUGCAACAAGUCGAGAUUUAUGCGUUUAAAUCGGACGGUCAAUUUGAGGGUACACAGUAUGUGGUGGGAGAUUUCUUAGUGAGCGUUUGUACGUUCAUGUCCCGGAAUAACGUGCCUCGAGGUCUCAUUAUCGAAGUUCAAUACUCGCCGUGUUACACAGUCUCGCAUGUGGAUCCACUUAUUGACGAGUUUCUAAGCAAUUUUGCUUCUCCUGACCAUCUGCGUAAACCCGUAGAGAAUCUGUCUGCACUUUUUGAGAAAGUGGGGCUACCAAACACGGAGUACAGUCUCAAGCACACGGCAUUGCAAUAUGUUGCAGCGUUUAAUAUUCUGCGCAAGUUUGAAAAGUAG